Tetrahymena thermophila SB210 is the source of this 732-nucleotide messenger RNA. RefSeq names its product transmembrane protein, putative. The transcript has 3 exons. Lineage: Eukaryota; Ciliophora; Oligohymenophorea; Hymenostomatida; Tetrahymenidae. The record is from RefSeq and is a predicted model, not a curated record.
AUGAUUGGUAAGCUAAGUAAUUGGAUAAAGUUUACUGAGAAAUACUCAAUUCUUUAUAUCAAUUUUGAAUACCAAGGGGAAAAAUACCUAGGAUAAGCUUGUGCGUCUAGCUUCUUUUAAGCUAAAAUAACUAGCUCUAUUCUUCCAUAUAAAUUUUAUUAUAAAAAUGAUUAUAUGACAUGUGGUCUUACAGAUGGAAAUCGGACAGCUCCACAAUAUCAUAGAUUAUUACCUUAAAAUAAUUAGAACCAAAUUGAAAUAAAUAGUCAUCAAAGACUUCUAAAUUCGAAUAUUAGUAGUGGCAAAAAUACCAGUAGUUCUAAUUCUACUUCUAAAGAUUCUUGUUUUGCAGAUUAUAUAUGGAGUGAUGUUAAAAUAGCUAGCUGGCUAUGUCAGGAUAAAGAAUUUAAUGUAGAAGAUUAUAUAAAACCUAAGGAUUGCUAUGUUAACUUUUUUAAUGGGAAUGAAGCAUUUAUAAACGGCUUAUUAAGAUAUCCAAUGAAAGACGUAUAUAGCUUUCCUUUAGUAUCGUAUUAGCCUUAUGCUUACUUUCCUAAAAUUGAUUUAAUAUGUUUGAUAUUAUUUAGCUAUUAUAAUUGGAUAUUAUCAUUUAAUUCAAUAUUUUUGUACACUACAAAUUGUUUUCUCUAAUAUAUAUAAACCCUUUAAAAGCCUAUGGUUUUUUUUAAAAUAAUACCAAGUUAUAAAACAAACCCAACAUAAUAGGAUUGA